AUCCUCUACAUUUGGCUCCUUCCUUAACUCCUUGGCGCGCUAUCUUGAAAUUUGCCAUGAGUAUCGACGUGUUUAAGAGUAAAACAAGGGAAGCUUUGCAGAAGCCUCUAUGUCAAAGAUGUGAGGAGAUUGAAAAGUUAAUCGAGGCCUCUUCUACCCAGAAUCUCCAUGGAUUCUUUCCACAACUUCUCAGUAGUAUUUUUGGCUAUGCAGGCUCAGGUGAUUGGGGUCUUAAAACCCUCAAACGAAACAGCAAAGAUUUUGCCACAGUACAUCAAUUUUUGUCACCUGGUGGUGCAGUUUUUAAAUUGAUUGACAUGUUGCAGGCCGAUGAACUGAAACGUUAUGAAUUCUUUAUCAGCUGCCUUCCUAUUUCAACACAGAAAUCACUUUCAGAAGGUAUGAUUCCAGUUUUGUACCGAGACAAAGUACCGGUCAGAACUCCUGGUGGAAAAAAAAACACUGUAUUGCUUAAUACCUUUGAAUACUACAUGUUUCAUUUUGCUUACUACAUUCUACAUCAGCAAGUCAAUAGGGAGUCUAGCUCGAUGGCAACCCAGGACUUUCUUUACCUGAUCGUAUUGGAUGACUACCUGAACUUUUUUUUACCAUCCGAUGAAGCUGCUGUCUCUCGCAGUACUUUAAAGACCAAGUCACCGACUAGUUCAGUGAGGAAAUCUGCCAACUGUCAAACUAGAUGUUCUUUCCGUGGUAUGAUUAAACCUUCUACUGGUAGAGUUAGUCCGCCCACUGCUCAUCAUGGAAUGUUUGAUCACAGCUCACAAGAGAUAUGGAGAUCAAAAAAAUUUCUACAGAUACUUAUAGAAUUCUGGCUGAAUCAGAAUACAGUGGAUUCCAUUUCAAGAAAUGUUCUCUCCCAUAGCCAGGAGUAUUUCAUGCCAACAUUAGACCAUGUGCGAGUGGUAAGGAUUUUAGUGAAGCACAUUCAUACAUUUGUGUAUGCCAAGGUGUCUGAUGUUGCUCAGCUCUCUGUAUUACACCCAUAUGAUGAACUGAGGAGCAUCAUCAUUCCUCAAUUUCUUCAAAAGAAGCUGUAUUUUUUCCUUUGUCACUGCUUUUCUCACUGGCCUCUGGAUCCCUCUUUUAAAUAUGUGCUGGAAACAUGGCUGAGUUACAUUCAGCCUUGGAGGUAUUCAAAGAACCAGCCUGGCUCAGUGGUAUCUGGAGAUGAUGAGUCCAGAGAGGCUGGACCUGAAUGGAAAUCUUUUGUUUUUGAGAACCUCCUGUUUUACUCUGCCUUGUUGUUUGAGUUUGUGUCUCGUGCCUGCCGUUUCAAUCUGACUUCAUCUAAGGAUGUUCAUCUGCUUUUUAGGGUCAUGAAGGUGUUUGCCCAAACUCAUUUGGUGGAUAUGAUUGAGGAAGGAGAGAAGUCAUUUUUAAAUCCGUCAGGGAAUCACCGCACUUCAUCUCAAGUUAAUUCAAAUACAUUAAGCUCAGCCAUUAAGGCUCACAUUUUUGAGCUGGAAGGAUCUCCAAGAGAUUAUGAUGAUGAGGAGGAGGAAAAUUUUCAAAUGCGUGAACUUUGCACAAGAGUGUUAGCAGCCCUUCAUGAAGCACAGGCUAAAAAUCAGACUGCUCAGGAAUCUGAAGGCAACAGAGGAGGAAUCUCAGGUUUCUUAAGAAAUUUUUUCAACCAUGGUGAUUCACAAGGGAAUGAGUCUGAAAGGAAAGAUGAAGACAGUAAAGUUUUGUCUUAUUUGAAACAGACCAAAAAAAUUCUGCCAAAAAUUGUCAGGGAUGCAGAAUCCAUAGAUGGCAGCGCAUUAAACAGUUCAAUACAGUGGGAAAUCCCUUCAUCAAUAAACAGAGGCAGACACACAUCUGCUCCUGGUUCUCAGUCCUCUCUCCCAGACCAUCUUGAGACAGAAAGAGGUCCAGUGUUAACUCCUUUGGGAAGAAAUGGUCUUCGCAAGUUUCCAGUGAGAUAUAGUGGCGAUCCAGAGCUUACCCCAAUUUGCAGUUUUGAAAAUUCUGCAUUGGUUCGUCUUAUGUACAAGCUCUCCACUCAUCUAAAUGAAAAGGUUGCAGAUGUCUUUGUAAACUUUUAUAUCUCAGUUGUUCUACUUAUCUGCUAUGUCUUUCCUUUCCAAACCAAGGCCAGUAAAAAAAUCAAGGCUUGCACUGGCCAAGUUGUGUGGUUAAACCCAUUUUUGCUAAAAAAAAAUAAGUUUUCUUUCAAUAAAUUCUACUCCCCUUAUAAAGCCAGUGUGUUUACUGCACUUAACUGGGAAUUAUAUUCCUUACAUUUUGGCAAAUCCUUGGACAAGUUGUACAUAAAUUCAAGACUUUUUAGGCAAGCUGCUUGCUUUUUCUCACCAGCUUUAAAGUCUUUGUCCUCCUCUACUCCUUCAAGACAGUCGUCAACCUCCCCAUCUCGAUCCCCACAGGAACCAAUACAGUUGCAGAUUAGCCUUAGAGUUUUUGCUUCAUACCGCACUUUAUUAUAUCUGUUUUUACUGUGGCUUUUUUUUCACUUAACAUCUAUGAAUGUUUUUUUAGUAAUUUUGUUAUGGAUUUUGGUUUUGAUCACAAUAGUAUUGAACCAUUUAACACCUUGUCACAAGAAAAGCUUGGAAAAAAAUAGAUAGUAGCAAAGACAGAUUGUUAGUAUUAUAAUCAUUUUAUAAAGCUGUGGGAAUGCACAUACCCAUUGCUGGCAUAUCAGGGGAGUUAAGGGACACUCAUUCUUACUAUUUUUCUUGAUCUAAAAAUUUCCAUGACUUAGAUUAACAUAAAAAAACCUGAGGUAUUUUUCUGUUGUUAUUGGAAAGACCUGCUAAGCCUUAAAAAAAACAGAAAUUAUCGGAAGCAUUUUAAGCUCUUAAUUCGUAGAAGGUCAAAAAAAAAUAAAGAAGCGACAAGACCCAUUGCAACUAUGUCUGUCAUGUCAUUCUUAUUAUCAAUAUUGUUAUUCCUCUCUUGAAUUAUUUCUGAGUACAUUUCAUAAGAACUGGAACUUACCAGUAGGUAAAAAAAAGGGGGGGUUCAAAAGACAAUGAAAAAAAGGUCAUAGAGACCAGGCCCCGGUUGUUCAAAGGAUGGAC
This is a messenger RNA of Stylophora pistillata, 3065 nucleotides long. Its product is annotated as sphingomyelin phosphodiesterase 4. The record is from RefSeq and is a predicted model, not a curated record. Lineage: Eukaryota; Metazoa; Cnidaria; Anthozoa; Scleractinia; Pocilloporidae. Gene Ontology annotation, molecular function: sphingomyelin phosphodiesterase D activity. Gene Ontology annotation, biological process: glycerophospholipid catabolic process; sphingomyelin catabolic process; ceramide biosynthetic process.